This is a messenger RNA of Myxocyprinus asiaticus (Chinese sucker), 2428 nucleotides long. It is a transcript of the gene bmerb1, whose product is annotated as bMERB domain containing 1. The transcript has 6 exons. Gene Ontology annotation, cellular component: microtubule cytoskeleton. Gene Ontology annotation, biological process: negative regulation of microtubule depolymerization. Bases 114 to 686 code for a protein of 190 amino acids. Lineage: Eukaryota; Metazoa; Chordata; Actinopteri; Cypriniformes; Catostomidae. The record is from RefSeq and is a predicted model, not a curated record.
UGCAUCAAUAUGUUCAGCUGUGCGGUAGAGCGCAAAUAAGCGUGAAAAAGACGAGAGCGUGAAUAAAAUCACAUACAUCACAGAUUUAAUCAAAAAUUACAUCAACGUUUAAUAUGGAUUUAAAAAAAGUCAUUUUAGAGAAUGAGAGGAUGCAGAAAACCUACGGCGCUCUGCAAGAGACGAACCUGAGAACAGACAAAGGUCAGAUGGACGUGUCGAUGGUUGAGAGCUGCAUGUCUCCAGACGAGAUCGAGGUUGAAAUGACUCGCAUUCAGCGGCUACGUGAGGUGUUGGUGAGACGCGAGUCUGAACUGAGAUUCAUGAUGGACGAUAUUCAACUUUGCAAAGACAUUAUGAGCCUGAAACAAGAACUGAGGAAGAUUGUGAUGCUGCCAGAUGCAGAGAAGACAAAGAAACAUCGUCAGAGAGAAGAGAAAUUAAUCCAGGAGAUUCAUCAGCUCGUGCAGAAGAGAGACUUCCUGGUGGACGACGCAGAAGUCGAGCGUUUGAGAGAGCAGGAGGAAGAUAAAGAGAUGGACGAGUUUCUCCAUCAGAAGCUCUGUGUGAUACAGAGAGCUCCACAGGCGAGAACAGCAGAACCGCCUCUCAAUAAACCGUCCAUCAGCAAGACCAGCGCGGCGCUCAUUAAAGACUGCUGUGGAGAGACUCGAUGUGUCGUCAUGUGAAGAUUCACCAUCAUACUCGACACUGAAUGCUUAUUGAGAUUUCCCAAAGCAACUAAUAUUAAGUGAAUUUUAUAAAUAAAUGAAUAUCGAUUAAAUGAGAUUGGAUUUGCGACACAUCAAUGACUGCAGUAAUAUUCAGUGUCGUCUCGAGGAACAGCAAAACAUCUCCUGAACGGCCUGAAAUCUCCACCGGAAACACUGAACUGUGUGUUUGAAAUUAAAUAUUCAUGUGUUUAGACAUCGAUAACGGCUAAGUUCAUAAUCAACAUCAAGCACAACAAACUCUCCACCACAGUAUCAUUGUCAAACAGAAAGUUAAAAAUAUUGAUUUUUAAUGUUAUUACAAUGGUAUAAACACGUGUAUGUGAGUGUCAUAGUGUAGUGCAGAGUUUCUCAGCCCUUUCUUGGCGUAAACUACACAACGACUACACAUUUUGGAUGUCUCCCUGUCUGACACACCUAAUUCAGAUCAUGGAUCAUCUUCUAAUUACUUAAUCAGUAGAAUCAGGUGUGUUGGAUAAAGGAGACGUGUGUAGUGUGUGUUCCUCCAGAAGUCUGUUUCACAAAGUUUCAGGUUGACAAAACCAGAUAGAGCCGAACCGGUUUAGAUCAGGUUCAUCCUUCUCAAGACACUCGAUAUAAACGUCCUCUGUCAACUCAAGAGUUCAUGAUUAACACAUGAAUGAGUGACGUUUGAAGCUUAGAGAAAUUAUUUACAUCUCUGCUGAAGAUUAAUUGAUCAUCAUGAAAAUAUGAAGACAUUUUUACUCAGCUGCAGAAGUUUGAGAUGACUUUUGUUAGAUAUAACUGAAUAUAAUGUGUAAUUAAAUGUAUAUAGGUUUACAAUAAGAACAUUAAAGCUUAAAAAUCUAUAUAUUAAUUAAAAAUGUAAAAGUUUUUAUAUUCAUUUAAAUAAAAGCCUAAUAUAAUUAAAUAAAUUGUGUGAUAAUCUACAAUAUAAUUUUAAGCAGUAUAUGUUCAUGUGGAGAGACUCGUCACACAAUCAUCUUGUGAACUUCUGCAGUAUUUUUCAAGGUUCUCAUGAUCACAAACUGCAUACAGUGACAGUAUGUAAAUAAAUGCAAAGAAACUCAAUAAUACAUGUUUAAUGAGCUGCUCAAAAGAUACACGGUUCUCCAAUCUCUCAAAUAAACAAAUCUUAAUAUGCCUAAUAUAUAAAAUCUUAAUUUAUAAAUCUAGAUAUAUAUUUCCCUGUAAAGAGCACUUUAAUUUGGAGCAAAGGAUUCUGGGGGAGUGAACUGAUUGUCAAAGGUAAAAACAACUGAGUUUGCUCAAACUAAAAUUAAACUUGUCUUAUUUACUGAAACCGGCUUCGUGAGACAGACCUUCAGAAAGGAUUGAGAAACACUGAAAGUUCACAAAUAUUUCAUGUCAAUCUUUCAACAUUGUGUAGCCCUUGAAAGAAAUAUGCUCAUAUUUCACACAGUUUCAGAUAUUUCACUUUUACAGAACAUAAAAGGUUUGAAAACGGGCGUUAAUUGACCAUUAUCAAUGGAAACAUAUAAAUGCUUCACGCUGCACCCCCCCAAUGCUCAAGACAAAUCUACGCCCUUGUUUGAUUUUUGCUAACUUUUGCCUGAAAAUGAAGUUUUUAUGGAAGUGGAUCAACAAACCACCACCUCAGAACAGUGUUCAUUUAUUUGCCUAAAUAUGAAAACUAUCUUUGACUGAAAUGUGUAAAUCACUUGAUAACUCUGAAUAAAGCGGCGACACAAACGGCA